Anarrhichthys ocellatus (wolf-eel) is the source of this 3605-nucleotide messenger RNA. RefSeq names its product synaptotagmin Vb (gene syt5b). Gene Ontology annotation, molecular function: phosphatidylserine binding; clathrin binding; SNARE binding. The transcript has 10 exons. Gene Ontology annotation, biological process: calcium ion-regulated exocytosis of neurotransmitter; synaptic vesicle endocytosis. Bases 1845 to 3140 code for a protein of 431 amino acids. Lineage: Eukaryota; Metazoa; Chordata; Actinopteri; Perciformes; Anarhichadidae. The record is from RefSeq and is a predicted model, not a curated record. Gene Ontology annotation, cellular component: plasma membrane; synaptic vesicle membrane; axon.
AUGGAGGUUUUGUUUUAUCACAGACUGCAUUUCUAAAAGACAAAAAGAUAUUGUAAUCAAUGUGACUAGUAGAAGAGUAAUGUUGACGCUAAACCAAUCCCAGUUAAGACAAAGCCAUUACUGAACUUCAGACAGAUAACGUUGAAGUUAAGACUCCAGAAGACAAAUACAUAUUUCUUACCUUUCCUUUCCUUUCACACUCAGCUAACGUUAUCUUGACUGACAGACACUCGCCUGGUGAAGUAAGCUUAUCGAUGUUCUGCACGUCUUUGCUGGCCAGCUUUUAAACACCCGGUGUUUAACGGCUUCAGUAAAGCAUCAGCCAGACUGUCCUCGUGUUAUUAAGUUAAUUGAGUUCAGGUGUGACGGCCUCUUGCUUUAAGCAGGGCCUGCUGUGGGCGUUCCCUUGUUGCUUGUCUAUGUUGUCUUGCAGGUACCUUGUAGGCGGAGCCUAUCAGUACAAUUGGCAGCACCUGGCCAGUUUCCCAGGGCCACCGGGUAUUUAGGACCUGCCUGCCGCAGUCCGCGUUCUCCUCUGUUCCUGCAGCAACAUGUUUUCGGUUGUUGAGCAAUAAAUGUACCUCUUUCCGUUUAAAAACCCGUGUGACUCGAACCACACCAUAAAAUACACAUGCAAGACGCCUACUCUGCCACUUGGUUCCCCUUGCAGCACAGCACAAAGCCCCACACGAAAAAUAAAACAGAAAAUGGCCCAUUCAAUUGGUUAGUUAAAAGGCACACUAAAUCAAAUAAGUCUGGUGGUGGUUGGCUCCUCUCGUGUCUUUGUUUAGAACUUUCUAGACUGGAACACUGUCUCCUCCCCCAGUUGAAGACAUGCAGGUGACUAAAAUCUUUCUUCUUGGCUGAUGUGCCUAUAGGCAAUCACUCCAAGCUUUGGUCCCUCACCAAACAUGAAUCAAAUCAGUCACCAAACAAAGGCUGGCCUCAGCAGCCCUCUCAGGUGUGUCUGAGUUCAGGAAGAAAGGCCCAGGUGAACUUCCCACCUACUCUGCCCCCUGUUGCCUGGGUGCUAAUGGUAGGCUGCCUGUUACCUGCCUUCCCACAUAAUCAAAGAGAGAACAUGAUGACUUAAUGAGAGCAGCUGUGUUUACAAAAACAUCAUUAGGGAAUAAUUAAAACGGUCUGUAGUAGUGUUGAAUAUGCUUUAAUCUAGAAGAGAGCCCUCACAGUGAAAAAAAGCUCCUGUUAAUUAGCUGACCCCACUGACAAAAUCCAUGUGUUGAUAAGACACUCUUCUUACAGACUCCAGCGGGAAUAUAAUGCAACCAAUUAAAUGGUAAGCCACGGGAUGGGGAGGAUGGAAUAUCCACUCUCACUGAAAGUUGUUGGUAGACUGCGAGGACAGCUCUGCUGAGGGGAUUAGUGUAGGGUCGGCUGCACUACAAUCUCUUCAAUCCGAUGGAUAAACACAACCACCCCUGCCAUGUUUUAUCGCUCUCUUUUCCUACUCAACAAGAAGAAGCCUUAAAAUGUGUGAAAUCUUUUAACAGUGGAGUGGUAAUAUACGAAAAGGUGACUGUCGCACUUCUUGCAUCUUUUGUCCAGAGACAUACAGCAACAGAUGUGUUGCCAGCAUUCUAAUAUCGGGAGGAGGGGAGGGGGGGAUUAAAUCACAACGCUGCUCUAGUGAUUUGACAGCGCUUCAGCUUUGAUAGAAAGGGUUUGCAGGGAGCCUGCCAGUCAGAGUCCGCAGCAUACCGAGGGAACGAUGAUGGGUGUGUGAGGGCCACAAGGGAAGCAACAAGAAAUACACUUCGAACCAAAAGUUGCUUCAAAAGCUCUGUCGGCAUAGAGGGAAUCAAAGGGACAUAUCAACAGCUGCCAUGAGGCUGGACAGCGCAGGGAUCCGGGCCCGGAGGGCUGCGGAGCCGUCUGAACCAGAGCAGGAGGAAGCAACAGAGCCGGGUCACCAUGAGCACUCCCCUACUGAACACCAUGAGCACUCUCAUACUGAACACCAUGAGCACUCGCAUACAGAACAUCACCCCGGCCACGACUACAACCACAUGAAGGAGAAGUUCAUGACUGAGCUUGGUCAUCUGCCAAUUCCCAUGUGGGCCGUAGCAGCCAUUGUUGUGGUGGUCCUGGUUUUGGUGGCAUGCUUCCUCUUCUGCCUUUUCAAGAAAUGCUUCGGGAAAAAGAAAAAGCCAAAGAAAGUGAGGGAGAGGAAGACAGGUCGCCGCAAAAAGGAAAAGGAAGGUGAAGGAGAGGCUGGGGAGAAGGAGGGAGAGGUGAAGAAGGAAGGAGAGGAACAGGAGAAAGAACAGGAAAAGUUGGGAAGGCUGGAGUUCUCAUUGGACUACAACUUCACAGAUACCCAGCUCAUAGUGGGUAUUCUUCAGGCUCAAGACCUUGCUGCUAUGGACAUGGGGGGAACCUCAGACCCCUAUGUCAAAGUCUUUUUUUUGCCAGACAAAAAGAAGAAGUAUGAGACCAAAGUACAACGCAAGAAUUUGUGUCCUGUUUUCAACGAGACUUUCAUCUUUAAGGUCCCAUAUGCAGAGUUGGGCGGAAAGACUUUGGUGCUGCAAGUUUUUGACUUUGACCGUUUCUCCAAACAUGAUAUGAUCGGCGAGAUAAAGAUUCCCAUGAACAGCGUUGACUUGGGCCAGCCAAUGCAACAAUGGAGAGACGUGGAGAGUGGUGAAAAGGAGGAGCAAGAAAGACUGGGCGAUGUCUGCAUUUCUUUACGAUAUGUACCCACUGCUGGAAAACUGACGGUGAACAUCAUGGAGGCAAAGAAUCUGAAGAAAAUGGAUGUUGGUGGUUUAUCAGAUCCGUAUGUGAAGAUUAUUCUGCAGCAAAAUGGGAAACGGAUUAAGAAGAAAAAGACGACCGUUAAGAAAAACACGCUCAAUCCUUACUUUAAUGAGAGUUUCAGUUUUGAAGUCCCCUUCGAGCAGAUACAGAAAGUGCAGGUCGUCAUCACAGUGCUUGACUACGAUAAACUUGGGAGCAAUGACCCCAUUGGAAAGACCUUCAUGGGUUAUGGAGCUACAGGAGUUGGCCUGCGCCACUGGUCAGAUAUGUUAGCCAAUCCCAGACGUCCAGUAGCCCAGUGGCACACUCUGCUGCCAGAAGAAGAAGUCGACGCGGCAGUCAAAGCAAAACCUCGUUAGAGUCGGACCUUGUUUGGAUAUCAAAUACUGCCAAUUUAUAUAUAUUUUACUUAUUCUAAUAGUCCUGAUGUGUUGUCAAGUCACAUGUCCUGUUUUCCAUUUUGUUUCUUGUAAGAUACUUUAAUGUGUGUGUGUGGUGCGUGUGGUGUGUGGGUGUGUGUGUGAUGUACAGACAAAAUGUGGUUGUUACUCAGCUUCCCCUAUUUACCUUAUACAUGACUUUAUAUUUGUAUGAUUGUAAAACACGUAUCUGUAAAUCCUUUGUGUACGCUCAUGCAUGGGCCUACUAAAAUGUGGAUGCAUAAAGGAAUGAUUUGGACAGGUGUUGUAAAUGAGUGGACAGGUGUUGUAAAUUAGCGUUUCGCUACAAACACUAAACAGUGCAUCUGGUCCUUGUGCAUAAAUGUAUGUUACAAUUCUAAUGCUACUGUGAUGUCCAUAUCAAAUAAAAUAAACAUAACAUAA